AUGACGGACAAACAAGAGACGAAUCUUUCUCCUCUAGACUUCAACUUCACUUUCGAUGGUUCCGUCGCAGAAUGGAACGUCAAUCACCGCGAGUGGCUGAAAACCCACGACAAAACUUGGGACUCGCUUGCAACAGGCGCCCUCGUCUUUGACACCUCCAACCGCAUUCUCCUUCUCCAAAGAGCGCCAGACGACAGUAUGCCUAACAAAUGGGAGAUCCCAGGCGGUGCCUGUGACGACGAAGACGAAACUGUUCUGUACGGCUGUGCGCGUGAGCUUUGGGAGGAGGCAGGUCUGAAACUGCGACACAUUCGACGUGUUAUUCCUGAUGGGCCAAAUGGAAAACCUGGGGCCGUUUUUACCAACAGAACGGGGAAGAGGUUCUUUUGCAAGUUUAGCUUUGAGGUUGAUGUUGAGGAUACGGCUGAGGUCAAGCUUGAUCCGAAGGAGCAUCAGGAUUAUGUUUGGGCGACGGAGGAGGAGGUCAAGGGGCAGAAGAUGGGGGAGAGGGAGAUACCACUGACGAAUGCAUUGAUGGUGAGGUUGAUUGAGAAAGGGUUUGCCAUGAGGAGAGACGACAAGGGAGUGUGA
Molecule: messenger RNA, 591 nt
Organism: Fusarium tjaetaba
Lineage: Eukaryota; Fungi; Ascomycota; Sordariomycetes; Hypocreales; Nectriaceae
Exons: 1
Coding region: 1-591 (196 amino acids)
Source: RefSeq, a predicted model, not a curated record